GGAAAACAAGUCACAAUGCCAGCAUAUGAAGCGCCUUGUGCGGAGCAAUGUGACGCCCCUCGGACCCCAAGCUUGGGUACUUCUCUGUCUUCUUCCGAAGUCUCAGGCACGAGUUCCCCAGAGCCGCAAAAUUUAAGACCUUCUCCAUUAUUCAGAGCCCUAGCGAUGCCGCCUCCAGACCCUGAGCAACCACCGGGUCAAGAGGAGCUAGAGCGUCGUGUGCCUGGUUAUCGACGUAUUGUCAUACCACGGGAAUUGACUCUCAUAGAGCUCCUUAAACAAAGCAGCGGGGCAUCUACAGACGAAGAAGUGCUACAAAUUCGAGAGGCCAAACUCCGCGUAGUGGCUGAACGUGUUGGGCUGAGGCGUCUCCAUGUUUUAGCUCCAUGUCUUCGAUCAUUGACAUUAGACGGAAGCGCUAUCUCCUCGCUGCGAGACCUUGGCAGCGGCUUGGUGCACUUAAAGAUCUUGAGCGUAAGUCGCUGUGGCUUGACUUGUUUGGACGGAGUGUGGGGCUUGGGGUCUUUGAGAGAACUACAUGCCGCUGGUAAUCGCCUCCAAGACUUACAGCCUUUGGCCGCCCUUCGGAAGUUGCACACGCUCAACUUGGCAGGUAACCCGAUAUCGGAGAUUAAUCGGCUGUGGACUCUAUCUGUGUGCACAUCCCUACGACGUCUUACUCUGCAAGGGACUCCAGCAUCUGACGAACCGGACUACCGCACACGUGUUGUUAUGUCUCUGCCCAUGUUGAUACAUUUGGAUGGUCUACCAUUGCUUACAGAUACGGAAGACGAAAUCGAGAACAUGUUCGAUGAAGCAUCGUCGGGUUCUGAGUGUGAAGAAGAGGAACUGCCCCUAUCAAAGCCGGAACCACCGCAGCUGCCUGAUAAACUAGCACCUGGAACUUCACAUGAGUCAAUAGCUGAAAAUCCGGAAAGCGACGUCGGCGGUCCUGAAAACUUCGAUACCGCAAACAAUUUGCCCAAAAUUCAACAUUGUCGGCGUCCAGCCACCACAGAAGGUGCAGGAUUAAGACCUUUGCGACCGAAUAUCCCACCGCGACCAAAAACUGCUCAAGAACGACCUACUGUUGAUGCUCCAACGAGACUACAGAUUUUAAACACUCUCAUGGACGAAGAAUGGCGUUGCAGUGGGAGCAAGCUGACAUCUGCUGGAACAGUCUGUGGGAAUCUUGCUCAAGCUCUACGAAGACCUGCUUCGGCGCGGCGAUGUACACAAGCAGACUGA
Hyposmocoma kahamanoa is the source of this 1248-nucleotide messenger RNA. RefSeq names its product leucine-rich repeat-containing protein 56. Lineage: Eukaryota; Metazoa; Arthropoda; Insecta; Lepidoptera; Cosmopterigidae. The transcript is spliced from 9 exons. Bases 16 to 1248 code for a protein of 410 amino acids. Gene Ontology annotation, molecular function: protein binding. The record is from RefSeq and is a predicted model, not a curated record.